Podarcis raffonei (Aeolian wall lizard) is the source of this 526-nucleotide messenger RNA. RefSeq names its product transmembrane protein 229B-like. NCBI's taxonomy places the organism in Eukaryota, Metazoa, Chordata, Lepidosauria, Squamata, Lacertidae. The coding region runs from base 1 to 486 and encodes 161 amino acids. The transcript has a single exon. The record is from RefSeq and is a predicted model, not a curated record.
AUGGGGACGGCCCCCAAGCCCCUGAACCCCCUCUGCCGAGCGUACCUCUAUGCCUUCCAUGGCUACCUUUUGGAAAUCCUGUUCACGGCCGUCAUCUCGGGCGAGGACUGGGCCUUCGGCGGGGCCACCACCUUGCUGUCUUUCUUCGUCUACGGGACCUGCGGCCUGGCCUUGGAGCGCAUCUACCUCUGGCUGCGCAACGACUGCUGCCUGCUCACUCGCUGCCUCCUCUACAGCCUCUGCAUCUACCUGUGGCAGUUCUCGACAGGAUACGUCCUCAGCUGUUUCGGCGCCUGCCCCUGGGACUUCAGCGGCUUCCACUACAACCUCAUGGGGAUCGUGGCCCUAGAGCACAGCCUCAUCUGGUUCGUGGGAUCCCUCCUGCUGGAGAAGUGGGUCCUGGCCAACGUGUUGAGGCUCCGGCUAGACGAGCCCUGGAAAGCCAAACCUCGUCCCAUGCCCAAAUUUGCGCUGAAGGACGACUGACCACUGGGUGGUUUUAAGGAGGAGGAGAAAAGAGCGAAGG